Anoplopoma fimbria (sablefish) is the source of this 2821-nucleotide messenger RNA. Its product is annotated as EF-hand calcium-binding domain-containing protein 4A-like. Gene Ontology annotation, molecular function: calcium ion binding. The record is from RefSeq and is a predicted model, not a curated record. The transcript is spliced from 9 exons. The coding region runs from base 899 to 2164 and encodes 421 amino acids. NCBI's taxonomy places the organism in Eukaryota, Metazoa, Chordata, Actinopteri, Perciformes, Anoplopomatidae.
UCCUGUUUUUUCCUGCACAUCCUGGUGCUCAGUCAGGCUCUACUAAGCCCUCCUCUAAGUAAACACUUGGGGCAAAUGAUUGUGCAGCUAAAGCUAAGCAUUCCUGUUCUACCGUGCCUCGGAAUAUUUACAUUUUGUAUAAAAAUGUUAAAUAACAUGCCAUCAUAUUGGUUACCUCAGACAGUUUUAAAAUCUUAUUGAGUGUUGCCGUGUCAGCCACCUGAUCACAGCAGCUGUAGAUAAUGUGUACGGUCACAGCGUAGUUGUUCUGCACCUCAUGUUUGACAAGGGAGGACUGUAGGGCCAGCUUCUCACAAUAUCUUCUAGCACUAAGAGACAAGAUCCAAAAAGGUCUUUCAGUUCCUAAUGGUUCAUCAAGAAAGUAAAAGUGAAUGUCUCAGACUGGUGGUAUCCAGAAAUAGACAACACUGUCUAAAUACUGACACACUGUCAUUAGGACUAAUAAUGUUAUGUAAUUGAAAGAGUUGUCAUUAUCACUCUUUCAAUUAGUUUAGUCUAUGAAAUGUCAUAAAUAGGGGGAAAUGUCCACCAUAGCCUCCUAGAUUCUACCAAAAGUCCAAAAUUCAAAGAUAUUUAGUUCACUAUGAUAUCUGACAAAGAAAAUCAGGAAACAAUCUCAUUUGAGAAGUUUUAACCACAGAAUGAUUGGUAUUUAUUUUUUGACUAUUUAUGUCUGAACAAUUCUGAAUUAAUCGCUUAUCAAAAUAGUUGCAGAUUAUUUGUUCUGUUCACGGUUCAGCUCUACUUCUCAUGAGUCCCAGACAGAUAAAGUUAAGCAUUCAAUGCCAAAUGACAAACUAAGAGCUCCAACAAGUACAUAAUACCUAAGAAAAUAUACGCCCACUCCCCACCCAUAGUUGUUUGCCUGUGUGCAGUAAUGUCUAAGUGGCUGAAUGAUGGUGAAGUGCUGGUGGGUCAAGGCAGUGGUGAGGCAGCACCAGUGAGCCCCAGACUGCGAGGCCUUCCACCGGGGAGCCCCAGGCCGGGCCGGGGUGCUUUUAGUCCUCUGGCUUCACCCAGAGCCAGAGAGGCAGUGCCAGGAAGCCCGCAGGCAAAGACCAUGGGCAAGGCCAAGGAGCUGUUUGUGCUGUGUGACAAAGAGGGGAAAGGCUUCAUCACAAAGUUGGAUAUGCAGAGGCUGCAGCUGGAGUUGCCGCUGUCUCCUGAACAGCUGGAGACGGUGUUUGAGAGUCUGGACCGAGAGAGCAAUGGAUUCCUUACUCCUGUCGAGUUCAACACAGGACUCGGUGAGUUAGUGGGGCUGGAGGACUUGACUGAGCCAAGUCAUAAUGAAUCAGACGAGGAUACGGACCAGGUGGACUGCUCCCAGGAACCCCCUGCUGUUAGAUUUGUAAACAUACUGAUGGAGCUGGGAGCGGACAAACUCUUCAAGGAUCAGCAGGAGCUCUCUUCUCUGUGGUGUGAACUCCAGAGGGACAGACCAGAGCUGCUGAGUGUCCUGGACAGCGUCAUGAUCCACGCAGUGUCGCAAUUACAGGACUCCAUCAGAGAGAGAGACAGUCUGGAACAAGCUCUACGCAGACGGGAGACUGAACACGAUGAGGUUGUUCGAUCCAUAUAUGAAGAAAUGGAAAACCAAAUCAGAGAGGAAAGAGAGAAACGGCUGGCUGAGGACCUUAUUGGACAGAAGCAGAGAGGACGACAACUCGAGGAGGAGCUGAAGAUGCGUGAGCAAGAGUUGGAGAAUACACAGACCAAACAGAGAGAGCUGGAAAUCAGAAUCCGGCAGCUAAGCUGUGAACAGGCAAACAUCAAGGAGCAGAACCAGCAGCUGCAGAGCCUCAACAUCCAGCUACAGGAGCAGGUGGAGCGCAGCAGAGAGCAGCUGCAGGCCGCUCUGGGUCAGCUCAGCCUGCUGCAGGUCAGCGCUGCCCAGGAACAAGUGGCCAGACAGAGAAACGUGAUGAAGGUGUCAAGGAAUAUGCAGAAAGAGAAGGACAGUCUCUUUAGACAGCUGGAGCUAUUGAGGGAUAUGAACAAAAGGCUGCGAGAUGAGAAGGAUGCCCAACAGUCUCAGAAGAGGGUUAGUCACGUACGCUCUGUCCUUCCUCCUCUGCCUUUAACUUACUAUCUCAGUGAAGACCUUUGUACCCCGUGGACACAGCAGAUUUAUCCAACCUAAGCUAAGUCUUGGAAUGGCUUCACACUUUACUCCUUCCUGUGGACAAUGAUUAUUUAUAUGGGCAGCUGUUAUUGUUUGGUUAUAGAUUGAUCGUGUGGUCAUUGACCCCGUUUGGGAUUUUGCGAUGUCAGCAAUGUUUUUCUGUUUUGUUUUGUAGAAGUAGUCAGUGAAGUGAAAUAUUUUGUUGAAUAGACAUUUAUUCUAUCUGUGCCAAUUUAAAGAAAAGAUUGUUUUAUAUGUUUAUUAAUGACACUUGUAGAAAGCACUAUUUAUGAACUAAAGAGUGUCAGUAUAUACCAAACCAAUAAAGCAUUGUGUUAUGCUUUAUUAUUGGCUAUGUUUUUUUAUUUGCACUAACAAUAAUCUCUCUUGAUCAAAGUUUCUGAACAAGUAAUAUACAAAGAAUACCAAAUAGUCUUUCAAGAAACCGCAUUGACCGUUGCACGGUAAACACCUGUUGAUUAUUUCUUGUACAUUUUGUCUUGCCAUAUCAUUUAUAAUCAAACGAGGAUAUUGCUGAUAAAUGGUUGUGAUAUUUAACUACUUUGUAGCAGAAUAAAUGUCACUAUUGGACAAGAUUUUUGCCUUUUUAACAUUUUUCAUUUCACCUUGUGAAGCAAUUUGUAUUUCUAUAAAGAAUACAGUUAAGGUCCCUCG